Pelobates fuscus (common spadefoot toad) is the source of this 5085-nucleotide messenger RNA. It is a transcript of the gene EPHA8, whose product is annotated as EPH receptor A8. Bases 66 to 3017 code for a protein of 983 amino acids. Lineage: Eukaryota; Metazoa; Chordata; Amphibia; Anura; Pelobatidae. The record is from RefSeq and is a predicted model, not a curated record. Gene Ontology annotation, biological process: axon guidance; protein phosphorylation; ephrin receptor signaling pathway. Gene Ontology annotation, cellular component: dendrite; plasma membrane. Gene Ontology annotation, molecular function: transmembrane-ephrin receptor activity; ATP binding; protein binding. The transcript is spliced from 17 exons.
UAGACAGCGGUACCGGGAGAGGAGAGGAGACGAGGCAGGCAACGAGGAGAGAGACCGCUCUUCCAAUGGCAAAGACACCCACAAUUGUUUGCAUGAUUUGUAUAGGUUUAUCUGCAGUCUCCUGUGUUCCAGCGACCAACAGCGAAGUGAGUUUGCUAGACACGGCUAUGAUUCCCGGUGACUGGGGUUGGCUCACCUACCCACCACAUGGAUGGGACUCAAUCAAUGAAAUGGAUGAAUUCUUCAGCCCAAUCCACACAUACCAAGUCUGUAACGUGAUGACAGCAAAUCAGAACAAUUGGUUGAGAACCAAUUGGGUGCAAAGAGAUGGUGCCCGGAGGGUUUAUGUCGAGAUUAAGUUUACCCUACGAGAUUGCAACAGUAUGCCAGGAGUGUUAGGCACUUGUAAGGAGACUUUUAACCUCUAUUACUUUGAAAGUGACCGGGAUCUUGGCACAAGCACACGGGAAAGUCAGUUUCUAAAAAUCGACACUAUUGCGGCCGAUGAGAGUUUCACCAGUGUGGAUCUCGGUGUCCGGAGACUGAAAUUGAACACAGAGGUCCGUGAUGUGGGACCUUUGAACAAACGAGGCUUUUACUUGGCCUUCCAAGACAUUGGGGCAUGCAUUGCCAUUGUAUCUGUCCGGGUGUAUUAUAAGAAAUGCCCAUCAAUGGUGAGAAAUCUGGCUGCAUUUCCCGAAGCGGUAACAGGAGCAGACUCAUCAUCUUUGGUGGAGGUACGAGGGGAGUGUGUGGGCCACUCAGAAGAGAGAGACACCCCCAAAAUGUACUGCAGUGCAGAAGGAGAAUGGCUUGUUCCUAUUGGGAAAUGUGUCUGUAGCGCUGGGUUCGAAGAGCGAAGUGAUUCGUGUGUAGCAUGUGAUCUGGGAUAUUACAAGUCGUCUCCAGGCGACCAGCUUUGUGUUCGAUGCCCACCAUACAGCCAUUCUGACACCCUCGCAGCACAGGUGUGCUACUGUGACACUGACCAUUUUCGCGCAUCUACUGACGCACCUUCGUCAGCCUGUACCCGUCCACCCUCGGCUCCGAUGAACCUGAUUUCUAGUGUUAAUGGCACCUCUGUCACCUUGGAGUGGAACCCACCUCUAGACACAGGUGGGCGCAGAGAUGUCACAUACAAUGUAAUUUGCCGGCGUUGUGCUUGGGAUGCGGGUCAGUGUGAACCCUGUGGGGGGGGCACUCGUUACACCCCUCAACAGUCGACCCUAGAAAAGACUUCCCUUACAGUGACACAUCUUCAGGCCCACAUGAACUACACCUUCUGGGUGGAGGCCGUCAACGGGGUGUCUGACUUUAGCUUGGAGCCACGGAUGUUCUCCACAGUGAAUAUAACCACGAACCAGGCAGCCCCUUCGCAGGUUGUAGUCAUUCGCCAGGAGAACACCGGUCAGAACAGCGUCAGUCUUAUAUGGCAAGAACCCGAGCAGCCCAAUGGAAUCAUCCUGGAGUACGAGAUUAAAUAUUUUGAAAAGGAUAAGGAGCUGCAGAGCUAUUCUACCUUAAAAGCCAAAUACACUCGUGCUCUUGUGUCUGGUCUGAAGCCUUCAACUCGCUAUGUCUUCCAGGUCCGAGCUCGGACCUCUGCUGGCUCUGGGAGGUUUAGCCAAGGAGUAGAAGUUGAAACUAAUAAAGCAAUGGUUCUACGAUAUGACACCAUGACUAUUGUAUGGAUCUGCCUCACGCUAAUUACCGGCCUAGUCAUCUUACUGGCUGUUCUAAUCUGCAAGAAAAGACAUUGUGGGUACAGCAAGGCAUUCCAGGACUCGGAUGAAGAGAAAACUCACUAUCAGAAUGGACAAAUCACCUUCGCAGAGUCGAAGCAUUAUGUAGACCCUCACACUUACGAGGACCCAUGCCAGGCUGUUCACGAGUUUGCUCGGGAGAUAGAGGCGUCCAGAAUUAAGAUUGAAAAGAUAAUUGGAUCAGGAGAGUUUGGGGAAGUCUGUUAUGGUCGUCUCAAACUACCAGGAAAGCGUGAGAUCCCAGUGGCCAUAAAAACGUUAAAAUCCGGGUACACUGAAAAACAGAGACAGGACUUCCUGAGUGAAGCCAGUAUCAUGGCACAAUUUGACCACCCAAAUGUCAUUCACCUGGAGGGAGUGGUAACAAGAAGCAAAUUAACAAUGAUUGUAGCAGAAUAUAUGGAGAAUGGGUCUUUGGAUUCCUUCUUGAGGACCCGUGAUGGCCAGUUUACCAUAAUUCAGUUGGUUGGCAUGCUGCGAGGUAUUGGAUCAGGAAUGAAGUAUCUGUCUGAUUUGGGAUAUGUCCACCGGGACCUAGCGGCCCGCAACAUCCUUGUGAACAGUAACCUGGUGUGCAAAGUGUCUGACUUUGGACUGUCACGGAUAUUGGAGGAUGAUCCUGAUGCAGCAUACACAACCACGGGAGGUAAAAUCCCUAUACGCUGGACAGCACCAGAGGCCAUCACGUACCGCAAGUUUUCAUCAGCAAGUGAUGUGUGGAGCUAUGGCAUUGUCAUGUGGGAAGUCCUCGCGUAUGGGGAGAGACCUUACUGGAACAUGACAAAUCGGGAUGUGAUAAAUUCAGUCGAGGAAGGCUAUCGUCUUCCAGCGCCCAUGGGCUGUCCAACGGCUUUACAUCAGCUCAUGCUGGAUUGCUGGCAAAGAGACCGCAAUGAAAGGCCUCGAUUUUCUCUGAUCGUCAGUAUUUUAGAUAAACUUAUCCGAAAUCCUGAACAUCUGAAAGCCAGUGCCACAGUCAACAGAUUCACUCACCCACGUGUGGAUAGGGGGCUUUUUGACUUUGCCAGCUGCGGCACCGUCAGCGAUUGGUUGGAUUCGAUCAAGAUGGGUCGAUACAAGGAAAACUUUGUAAUGGGAGGGUACUCUUCCUUAGGGAUGGUGAUGAGGAUGAACAUCGAUGACAUCAGAAGACUUGGGAUUUCAUUAAUAGGCCAUCAACGGAAGAUCUUAACCAGCAUUCAGAUCAUGAGAGCUCAGCUGAUCAACACCCUGGGACCCAGAAUGCACUUGUGAUGGGCAUAGCAUGAGAUCUGCUAUGAGUGAGAAAACUGACUCGAAAUGAGCAUACACCCUGAAAACGCACUGACCUUCCCAAACUCUUCAAAUCAGGAGGGCCAUCAAUGGCACAUUCAUUGGGAAGGCCAAGGUUACUCUGUCUAUGCGGUGUUGUGGUAAUGUCAGCCAACGCAUUUUAAGGAAGCAUCGACACCGAAAUGCUGUAAAAGAAAACUUUGAGAUUCUCUGAAGUUAUUUUUCUUCCACAGUCCAAACUCUCCUUUCUGUAAUUAUUUCAAUAUAAUAUAGGAUUUUAAGCUGCAAUUGUAAUAUAGCAAUAGAAUCUUAAUCUCAAGGAUAUUCAGGGUGCUUCGUAAUACAGGGUUUAAUUACUGUGCGCUCCUUGGCUUGGCAUGAGGUGACGCUCACCCAGUAUCAGCAUUUGUACCUAGUUUACAUUUCAUUCUGUGGUUUUGACAUGGGAAUUAUAUCCAUGUCAGAUGAUGAGAUUAGUUACUACACUAUCUUUCCUUAGACAGGAGAAGAUCUCACUGUGCCAUAGCAUCAUCCGACAUUAUGAAGAGUUACCUCUCUAUCCGUCAUAAGACAGAGUUAGCCAUAAAAGUGGCAUUCUGUAACAUGUGGCAUUUUCACAGCACUUUUCCAUGUUAAACGGGAGGAGGCGAAAUACACUGUCCCAUGGUAGACAGGAGGAUUUUUUUCUCACUGCACCAUCCCACGGUUGAUUGUACUGUUCCAUGGUAGAAAGGAGAUGGUAAAAUGCACUAUUCUAUUGUAGACAGGAGGACAUGAGAUGCACUGUUCCUUCAUAGGAAAGAUGAGGUAAAACGCACUGCCCCAUCGUAGACAGGUGGAGGUGAAAUGCACUGCCCCAUCGUAGACAGAAGGAGAUGAAAUGCAUUGCCCCUCAUAAACAGGAGGAGGUGAAAUGCAUUGUCACCACACUGUUCCAAUAAAGAUAAGAGGUGACAACGUUGCAUGUCCAAUGUUAGGAAGAUGCAUAACCACAUGUUCCAUGUUAGGAGUCAUCACUGUAUGCUUUACAUUAUAAGACUUACUACCUUGCGUUCCAUGUUCGGAGGAGUCAUCAUCACAUAUUCCAUGUUGGUGCAGUCAUCACUGUAUGUCCCAUGGUAGGAGAAGUCGCUGUAAACUGCAUGUAAUGAGGAGUCAUUAUGGUAGACCGCAGGAGGCAUUAUUGUAUCAUCUCAUAUUAGUCAGGAGCAAAGAGCACUGCUUUGUCCAGGGGAGACAGGAGGAGACAUCACCACACCAUCCAAUUAACAAAACAAGAAGUCAUCAGUGCACAUCCCACAUCAGGAAUCAUCACGGCACUUUUUCAGUAGGAGUCAUCACUGCACCUUCAUAUAUGACAAGACAUUCCAUAUUGGGAUGAGUCAUCACAGCUUUUUUGCAUCUCGAACAGGAAGACGUGUUACUGUAUGUGUGUUAGACAGAAGGAGGCGUUAUUACACAAUUCCAUGACAGACCAUAUUAGAUGUCACAGCACUUUUCCAAAUUAGACAAGAGAGGACAUUGUGGAACCGCCCCAUCUCAGAUCUUCAAAGUGCUGAAUGUAUUUUAUUUUUAUUUUAAAUGUUUUUGGAUUUGCAUUGCUGGUUCAGUGCAUAUGUCAAUAUUCCUUCCUUGUCCAAUAAUUAGAGAUAUAGUAGAUAUGAUCUAUAACUUUUGUGAAUCUGGAGUUUGCACACGUGUUAUUUCCCAUUGUAGAAAGCACAUACACUUUAUUGAAUAAUCAUUGUGUUUGCCUUAGUAAGUGCACAAGUUUUCAAUGUAUUUUUAUAUUCUAUAGUAUGUACAUAAAUCAAGUAUCUAGAGAACAGUUUUUACAUUUUUUUGGCCUGUCGAAGAUUGUCGUUAGAUUGAAUGGACAACAAGGCAUAACAUCAAACUUGUCCCCUAUCGUGUCACCUUCAAAAAGAUUGUAAAAUAAAAUUAAGUAGAGAGAGAGACACUGAGGCAUUGGGGGAAAAAGACAGAUAAAACAUAAAUUCAGAUUAUAAGUAGCUGUGCAUGAAACACAGAAUCUUGGCGAAUUUAAAAG